UUUUCCAAAUUUAAUGAAGGAAGUCAUGGCAAUAAUCUUGUACAAGUGUCAAAAGCCGUCAUUUGCCUGGCUGUAAUUUAGUUCUAUAAAAAUAUUGAAUAAUCGAAGUUUUAUUUCAUUACACGUCUUUAGAACGUUGUUUCAGUGGUAUACCAGACUAUUUGUGCAGAGAUAGUGCCCCAGAAAACAGCGGCAGAAUGCUGAAAGUGUGGCAGCUGGGUCUCAUGAGCUACGACACGGCCCUGCAGAUUCAGAGGGCGGUCGUUCGCAAACAGCUCCACUGUGUCUCCACCGGGCAAGGGACCUGGGACACGCUCCUCCUGCUAGAGCACAGACCCGUUUAUACUGUGGGGAUCAGAGAUGACACACCGAAAGAGGAGGUACAGAGACUGAACGCCUUAGGAGCGGCCUUUAAAAAAACGAACAGAGGCGGACUGAUCACUUUCCACGGACCGGGCCAGUUAGUGGCGUACCCGAUCAUCAACUUAAAACGCUUCAAGCUCAAUGUCAAGUGUUACGUAAACAGUUUGGAGCAGACAGUCAUAAACAUGUGCUCAGAAUUGGGGCUGAAGGGCGAAAGAUCUCCGCACACCGGCGUAUGGAUCGGCGAUAAUAAGGUAGCCGCGAUAGGCGUGCAUGCCACCCGGUACAUCACCUAUCACGGCACCUCGGUCAACUGCGACAAUGACUUGUCCUGGUUCAAACACAUCGACCCUUGCGGCAUCAAGGACAAGGGAGUCACUUCCUUGACUAAAGAAACUGGAGAACCGUGCUCAAUAGAUAAAAUUACUCCUAUGUUUAUAAAGAAUUUUAAUGAAGUAUUCAACUGUGAAAGUGAAGAUCUGCCACUUGAUGAUCAGAAAGAAAUUUUGAGUAGUAUUUAUAAUAAUCUACUUGUGACCGAAUAGGGGCUAGGGAAUCAUUUUGCUCAGUGCAAUUACCUUUAGAUAGUUUACAUUUUUACUGAUCUGAUUUCGUGUCGAAAUGUGGUGUUCCACCUCCACCUUUGAAACUGUAGGCAAUUAGAAUUAUUUGUAAUGCAUUUGUUGAGUUGAA
This is a messenger RNA of Leguminivora glycinivorella, 1056 nucleotides long. Its product is annotated as putative lipoyltransferase 2, mitochondrial. Gene Ontology annotation, molecular function: lipoyl(octanoyl) transferase activity. The record is from RefSeq and is a predicted model, not a curated record. Lineage: Eukaryota; Metazoa; Arthropoda; Insecta; Lepidoptera; Tortricidae. Gene Ontology annotation, cellular component: mitochondrion. Bases 198 to 908 code for a protein of 236 amino acids. The transcript is spliced from 2 exons. Gene Ontology annotation, biological process: protein lipoylation.